CACCACACUCCAUCCCUCCGCGCCCACCGCCAUGGCCCUGGGCUGCGCUACGCUGCGUUGCUGCCACCGCCGCGGGGCCCUGAUGAAGUAAUCCCCGGACCUCCAUUCAUCAUACAUCACAUCCUCCGACCUUGCAGCCUUGCUCCUCUUUCCCACCACCGCAAACAUCCCCUUUCCCACCCGCGUCUCCUGUUCAUACGCGACGAGGGGGAUCACGAAACGCCAUGGAUCCCAACGAGGAGCGCCAGAUGUGGCCAGAUGGCGACGCCCCGGACAAGGAGAAGAUGGACCAGAUUCGGGCGCGACGCCUUGCGAAGCUGGGCUCCGCGGCGGCCCCGAAGGCAGCUGACAACACAGACAAGCCAGACGCCCCGUCCUCGUCCUCGUCGACAACGACGCCCGCGCCGAAGCCUCCCCAGCCGAGCGAGAGCCCCCGAGCCAACAUCACCGUCACACCAGCCCCGAAGCCGCCGCCGCCGGGCUCCAACCCCUUCACACAACUAGGUGUCCAAAGCAGCCGUAAAGACUCAGGUAGUUCCAGCCCGCAACGCAAGAGGUCCGCCGCUGAGACUGGAGACGGACGCGCAGCCACGCCACCGCCUGCGGCACGGAGCAAGCCCGCAUCCGCUGUUGCCCAGUUCGAGUCGGACGCCGACUAUACGCACAGGGUGCUCACGCAGGUGUUCCAAAUUACCGUCGAUCCGCAUCACAUGGCCAGCCCGUCAGGCCAACGGCUCAUCUUCGUGCCGAACCUCAACCAGGAGCUCAACGAGGCCGGCGAGCCCUUGAAGCUGUCUGUCAACGUGCUCGACCAGGCCAUCAUCGAGGCAUGCGGCACACUGCCCGCGUCCAGCCCGCUUUUCGGCUACCUGCUGCCGUGCUGGAAGCGAGUGGUCAAGGCGCACACCAUGGCCAAGAACGCGAGCGCGACGAAGCUCGAGAUGCUCGAGGAGGCUAAGCGGCUGUGCAUGAGCAACUGCCUGUUUUCACUGACAAUGCCAGUCCUUUACGGUCGAGACGUCAACAUUGAUCACGACUCGCUGGCGCCGUACCUGCUGCGUAGCAUCACGGACGACGCCGGCCUCGACUUUGACUUUAUAAGGGAGGCUAUCAAGCGCUUUGACGACGACGAAGCAAUUCCGGCUCUCUUCAAUGAUGCCAUGGUUACCAUCAGCACUCGGCUCUCCUCCCUGUCCCUUGGCGACGACUACAAGCCUUACAUUCAGGCCCUCUUGACGUACACACGGUUCCCCGUCCUCAUCUCCAAUCUGGCGCAGCACCCUUGUUUCAACAUGGCGCAGUCGGCGCACGGCAUCGAACGACACACCAUCCUCGGCCCCUUCUUCCGAAUUUCGCCCCUCCAACCGGAGGCCAUCAAGAGCUACUUCCCGGGCCCGCGAUCUCUGGACCGAACGCGAAUUGCAAACGCUCAGGACUCCCUACGCCUUACCCUGAGGGCUCAUCAGGACGACCUCUUCGUCAUCGCCAACGCUUUCAUUCGAGCUGGUCCGGAGACGAGAAGCCUGACACUGAAUUGGUUCGCGUACAUUAUGAACAUGAACCACAAGAGGCGGGCGAUCCAGGUCGACCCGCGAGAAGUGGCGUCUGACGGCUUCAUGCUGAACGUUACGGCGGUCAUGGACCGGUUUUGCGAACCUUUUAUGGAUAACGACUUUAGCAAGGUGGACAAGAUCGACGUAAAGUAUUUCAAGAGGCAGCCGCGGAUCGACAUCAAGGACGAGACGAAGCUCAACGCGGACCAAGCGACCGCCGACAAGUACUACUCCGAGAAGGAGGAUGGAGAAUCCAAUUUCAUCUCCGAGGCCUUCUUCCUGACACUGGCUGCACACCACUACGGAAGCGAGGCCCUAAACUCACAGCUCAAAAACAUAGAUCGAGAGAUCAAGUACCUAGAGAAGAAUAUCAAGGCUAUGGAGGCCGAGCGACCCAAGGUGGCCAACUCUCCGCAUCAGCUUCGGCUGUUCGAGGAGACUCUUCGACGUCACACGAAUGUGCUGGAGAAGACUAUUGCCUUGAAAUAUGCCAUCGAGGGUGCACUGCUUGACGAGCGGAUGCAGAGCACAUCGCUCCGGUUCAUGCGAUAUGUUGCCGUCUGGCUACUACGGCUAGUGACGGGGUCGGACUACAAGCCUGGCAAGGAGAUGGAGUGCAUUAAACUGCCGCUCUCGGAGGAGCAUUCUGAGGCGUUUGCCUGCUUGCCCGAGUACACGCUGCAGAACAUUGUGGACAACUUCAAGUUCGUCUUCAGAUGGCUCCCCAAAAUCUUGCCAAGCGCUGUAGGCGAGGAGAUGAUUGCGCUAUGCAUCACCUUCCUCCGAUCUUCGGAAUUCAUCAAGAAUCCGUACCUCAAGUCGUCGCUGGUCUCGCUUCUUUUCUCGGGAACGUGGCCGUUCAUGCAUCUGAAGAAAGGCGUGUUGGGCGAUCAGCUCAUCUCCAUUCCAUUUGCGAACGAGUACCUGCUCCGCGCCUUGAUGAAAUUCUACAUCGAGUGCGAGUCCACGGGUGGCAACGCGUUUUACGACAAGUUCAACAUUCGCUACGAAAUUUUCCAGGUCAUCAAGACGGUGUGGACCAACGACGUGUACAAACUGCAGUUGUCCCGCGAGAGCAAUGUCAAUCGCAGUUUCUUCGUGCAGUUCGUCAAUAUGCUUCUUAACGACGCGACGUACGUCCUGGAUGAGGCAUUCACCAAGUUUCCCAAGAUGCGCACUCUUGAGAGGGAGCUGGAGAACCCUUCUCUAUCCGCCGAGGACCGACAAAAGAAGGAAGAGGAGCUCCAGACUCUGGGCAACCAGGCCACGUCCUACAUGCAGCUCGCCAACGAGACGCUCGAGAUGAUGAAGCUGUUCACGAAAGCCCUCAGCGAGUCGUUCACCAUGCCAGAGAUAGUGUCCCGCCUGGCCAGCAUGCUGAACUACAACCUCGAGACGUUGGCGGGCAGGAAAGCAGCCGCCGAGCUGAGUGUCUCCAACAAGGACAAGUACCACUUUCGCCCCAUCCAGCUCAUUUCCGACUUUGUCGACAUCUACCUCAACCUCGGCUCCUCGCCUGUUUUCGUUGAGGCCGUCGCCGCCGACGGACGCUCGUACAAGCCCGAGGUCCUCGACCGCGUCACCCGUAUUCUGACGUCCAAGAAUGCCAAGGAUGCUAAAGACAUUGCCGAGUGGGAGAAGAUCAAGGCCAAGUUCCUGGAGGCCAAGCACGAGCUCGACCAGGCAGAGGUGGACCUGGGUGACAUCCCCGCCGAGUUCGAGGACCCCAUCAUGGGCGACUUGAUGAAGGAUCCCGUGCUGCUGCCCAGCAAGCACAUUGUCGACCGCUCGACCAUUGUGCAACACCUGCUCAGCGACCCCAAGGACCCCUUUACGCGUCAGCCCAUGACGGUGGACGACGCGAUCCCGCAGACGGAGCUCAAGGCGAGGAUUGAGCAGUGGCGCGCGGAGCGCAUCGCCGAGGCCAAGGCCAAGAUGGCCGGCGAGCCCAUGGAAACGGCUGAGGGCUGAGGAAGGGCUGAAGGGGAUUUCCCUCGAGGGUGUUGUGCCCGUAGAUGCAUCGGCCCCCCCAGCCAACCCCACCCUUUCCUUUACUUGCUCUAUUUGUCUCUUCGUAUAUGAAAAUCAUUGCAUUGCGAUGGGUUGGGAAGACGGCUUUCUCUGUCUCUCUGUCUUUCUCUCUCUUUUCCUCUUUUUCUUUAGACUUGCGACGAGGAAAACAACGACUUUGACGUAUUGCGUGGGUUCCUCUGGUGGACUCCUGUUGGGAUGGCCAGUCCUGUUUUCUGUUUUGGUCACUUACCUAUUGUCGCCGGGGGCGGAUGAGAAGAUCCUGCAGGGGGGAAGGGCUAGGGAGGGAGCAAAAGUGCUCCUCGUUUAGAGGGGACAACGAGCCAUGUAGACCUCGUGCGUGUGUUGUGAGGACCGCCGCAGGGACGCGGUG
This is a messenger RNA of Purpureocillium takamizusanense, 3957 nucleotides long. It is a transcript of the gene UFD2, whose product is annotated as RING-type E3 ubiquitin transferase. Gene Ontology annotation, molecular function: ubiquitin-ubiquitin ligase activity. Gene Ontology annotation, biological process: protein polyubiquitination. The record is from RefSeq and is a predicted model, not a curated record. Gene Ontology annotation, cellular component: ubiquitin ligase complex; cytoplasm; nucleus. NCBI's taxonomy places the organism in Eukaryota, Fungi, Ascomycota, Sordariomycetes, Hypocreales, Ophiocordycipitaceae. The transcript is spliced from 5 exons. Bases 225 to 3524 code for a protein of 1099 amino acids.